ACCAGCAAAUCUGAAAAAAAAAUCUACCGAAGAACUGAAAAAUGCCAGUAGAUAGCUUUAACAAUGUUGCUUCCAGAUUACCUUUCUCUUCACAUUCUUAAAGCCAUUGUUGUUCUAAGUGUCACAUGGAUUCUCCUUUUUUUGUGGAAAAAAUUUCAGAAUCUGCCGCCUGGACCAUGGGGAAUCCCUUAUUUUGGAUACUAUCCUUUUCUUGCAACUCAGUCUCAUGUUGAUUUUGCGAAUUUGGCGAAGAAAUAUGGAAACCUCUUCUGCUUUCGAAGCGUUGGUGGAAAACUGUUCGUUAUUCUCAAUGGACAGAAGCUAAUAAAAGAAAUCCUCGUCCAUAGAUCAGACGAAUUUAUUGGACGGCCAAUAGAAAGCAAUCUGUUGGAAUGGAUAUCUGAUGGCUUAGGUGUAACUCAAGAAGAAGGACCAUCAUGGAAAGAGCAUCGCCGAUACUUUUUACAAACUGUAAAAAAUUUCGGAUUCGGCAAGAUGGAAAUUGAAGGAACAAUACACGAAGAAAUUAAAAUACUUAAAGAAGACUUGUUAAAAGCCCAAGGACAGCCAACAGACAUCGGUUUUCACGUAACUUAUGCCGUUAAUAGCGUCAUUGUUCAAGUUAUGUUUGCCAGGAAAUUCGAAAAAUAUGGCCCAAUUUUUCCAAAAUUGGCAAAGGCUGCAAAUGAUUUGAUCGCUGUUUUUGCAGAUCGGCGAUUCAUGUUAGUAGGACUCCCAUUUAGGUUCUCGCUUCAGUACCUUCCUUGGGGUGAGGAUGUUCGUGAAGGCAGAAGGUUCUUGAAGACUGUUGUUCAGGAUAUAAUCGAAGAUCACAUUCGCUCAUUCGAUCCAAAUAAUAUACGUGAUUAUGUGGACAGCUACUUACUUGAAAUGAAGAAUCUCAAAGAAAAGGGCAAACUUGAAGAAAGCACGUUUACAAUGGAAAGACUUCUCGGAAUUUCAAUGAACAUGACAAUGGAAGGAACAGAUUCUGUUGGCGAUACCCUUUGCAGUCUUCUCACAGAAGCCGCCAAGCAUCCAGAAGAACAGAAGAAAGUUCAAGAAGAAAUGGAUUCAGUAAUUGGCAGAGAGCGUCUGCCUUCCAUGCUCGACAAACCUAAACUGCCCUACCUGGAAGCUUUUAUUCAAGAACUAUUCAGAAUAGCACAGGCCUUCUAUAAUACAACACAUUACAGUAACUUCGAAGAAACAACAAUACGAGGGUACCGGAUUCCCAAAAGAAGCAUUAUUGUUGGUAAUUUGUGGUCCAUCAAUAACGAUCCUGAAAUCUACCCAAACCCCUCCAAAUUUGACCCUACAAGAUUCUUGGAACGAAACGGAGAAAAACUGAAUUCUGAUGGACCAUAUCCUUUUAGCAUGGGUAAGAGAGACUGCGUGGGAAAGUCUUUAGCAAAAAUGGAAGUCUUCCUUGUGGUCGCAUCGGUUCUCCAAAACUUCACAUUGCAACCAGGAGAUAAAUAUGGAUUUGUAAGAGCGAUACCAAGAAAUUAGAAAAGUUUCCUAUACAAGGGUGUUUAAACACAGAAUUUGUAAAGAAAAGUUUAUUUCAUUAUUUCACAUGUGAAUUGUACUUUAAGUGCAACCUAGCUAUAUGUGUUGGAUAUUUAUUCUUAUUUCAUAGAUUUUUUUUAUAAUUAAAAAUCAUCUUAA
This is a messenger RNA of Argiope bruennichi, 1671 nucleotides long. RefSeq names its product cytochrome P450 2J1-like. Lineage: Eukaryota; Metazoa; Arthropoda; Arachnida; Araneae; Araneidae. Gene Ontology annotation, cellular component: cytoplasm; intracellular membrane-bounded organelle. Gene Ontology annotation, biological process: xenobiotic metabolic process. The transcript is spliced from 6 exons. Bases 64 to 1512 code for a protein of 482 amino acids. The record is from RefSeq and is a predicted model, not a curated record. Gene Ontology annotation, molecular function: oxidoreductase activity, acting on paired donors, with incorporation or reduction of molecular oxygen, reduced flavin or flavoprotein as one donor, and incorporation of one atom of oxygen; heme binding; iron ion binding.